This is a messenger RNA of Naumovozyma dairenensis CBS 421, 5676 nucleotides long. It is a transcript of the gene FKS1, whose product is annotated as 1,3-beta-D-glucan synthase. Gene Ontology annotation, biological process: (1->3)-beta-D-glucan biosynthetic process; fungal-type cell wall polysaccharide biosynthetic process. NCBI's taxonomy places the organism in Eukaryota, Fungi, Ascomycota, Saccharomycetes, Saccharomycetales, Saccharomycetaceae. Gene Ontology annotation, molecular function: 1,3-beta-D-glucan synthase activity. Bases 1 to 5676 code for a protein of 1891 amino acids. The record is from RefSeq and is a predicted model, not a curated record. Gene Ontology annotation, cellular component: plasma membrane; 1,3-beta-D-glucan synthase complex. The transcript has a single exon.
AUGUCUUAUAACGGUCAAAACAUGAAUUCUGACCCGAAUCAGUAUCCGGAUCAAGAUCCUGAUCAAUCGGGUUACUAUCAAGAUCAAAACCAAAUGCCACCACCACAAGGCUAUGAUGAAUAUGGUCAACCAAUAUAUGCUCAAGGUGCUAACGACGGUUAUUACGACCAAUAUGCUGCUAACGGUCAACAACCACCUAUUCCAGGUCAAAAUCCAAACGAAUCAUAUGAUCAAUAUUACAACCAACCACCAAAUUUCCAACAAGAUAUGGGCGAAAACUUUUCGGAUUUCAGUUCAUAUGGACCUCCAGGUACUCCAGGUUAUGGUAAUAACGGUGGAGCCGGAGGUGACAGUCAAUACACUCCAUCACAAAUCAGUUAUGGUGAACCAUCCUCUUCAGGUGCUUCCACUCCAAUAUAUGGUAAUUAUGAUCCUAAUGCAAUCGCUAUGGCUCUACCUAAUGAUCCAUAUCCAGCAUGGACAGCUGAUUCUCAAUCACCUGUCACUAUCGAACAAAUUGAAGAUAUUUUCAUCGAUUUGACUAAUAGAUUAGGGUUCCAAAGAGAUUCCAUGAGAAAUAUGUUCGAUCAUUUCAUGACACUUUUGGAUUCUCGUGCCUCGAGAAUGUCUCCUGAUCAAGCUCUUUUAUCAUUACAUGCUGAUUAUAUCGGUGGUGAUACUGCCAAUUAUAAAAAAUGGUAUUUUGCUGCUCAAUUAGAUAUGGAUGAUCAAGUCGGUUUCAGAAAUAUGAAAUUAGGUAAGGCUAAAAGAUUAUCAAGAAAGGAAAGAAAGGCUAAGAAGAAGAAUAAGAAGGCCAUGGAAGAAGCUGCAGCUAAUGGUGAAGAUACUGAAGCUACUUUGAAUCAAAUUGAAGGUGAUAACUCAUUGGAAGCUGCCGAUUUUAGAUGGAAGGCUAGAAUGAAUUCUUUAACUCCAAUGGAAAGAGUUCGUCAAAUUGCACUAUAUUUACUAUGUUGGGGGGAAGCUAAUCAAGUUAGAUUCACGUCUGAAUGUUUAUGUUUCAUUUACAAAUGUGCCAGUGAUUAUUUAGAUUCUCCACUAUGCCAACAACGUAUGGAACCAAUGCCAGAAGGGGAUUAUUUGAAUAGAGUUAUUACACCAUUGUAUCAUUUUAUCAGAAACCAAGUUUAUGAAAUUUCUGAUGGUCGUUUUGUCAAGCGUGAAAAGGAUCAUGCUCAAAUUAUUGGUUACGAUGAUGUCAAUCAAUUGUUUUGGUAUCCAGAAGGUAUUGCCAAGAUUGUCUUUGACGAUGCUACUAAAUUAAUUGAAAUUCCAUCAGAAGAACGUUAUUUAAGAUUAGGUGAUGUUGCAUGGGAGGAUGUUUUCUUCAAGACUUAUAAAGAAACUCGUUCCUGGUUACAUAUGAUUACAAAUUUCAAUCGUAUUUGGGUCUUACAUAUUUCCAUCUACUGGAUGUACUGUGCUUAUAGUGCUCCAACUCUAUAUACACACAACUAUCAACAAACUGCUAACAAUAAACCUUUGGCCGCUUAUAGAUGGGCUACUGCAGCUCUUGGUGGUAGUGUUGCCAGUUUAAUUCAAAUUAUUGCUACAAUUUGUGAAUGGUCAUUUGUUCCAAGAAAAUGGGCUGGUGCUCAACAUUUGUCUCGUAGGUUUUGGUUCUUAUGUGGUAUUUUCGCUUUGAACUUGGGUCCAAUUAUUUUCGUCUUUGCAUAUGAUAAAGAUGAUGUUUAUUCUACUGCUACUCAUGUUGUUUCCGCCAUUAUGUUCUUCGUUGCUGUUGCUACUAUUAUCUUCUUCUCAGUCAUGCCAUUAGGUGGCCUUUUCACUCCAUAUAUGAAAAAACCAUCUACUAGACGUUACGUUGCAUCUCAAACAUUUACUGCCUCCUUUGCUCCAUUACAUGGCCUUGACAGAUGGAUGUCUUAUUUAGUUUGGGUUACUGUUUUCGCUGCCAAGUAUUCUGAAUCUUACUACUUUUUGAUUCUUUCAUUAAGAGAUCCAUUCAGAAUUCUUUCUACUAUGACCAUGAGAUGUACUGGUGAAUAUUGGUGGGGUGCAAAGCUUUGUAGACAUCAAUCAAAGAUUGCUUUAGGUUUAAUGGUCGCUACAGAUUUUGUGUUAUUCUUCUUAGAUACUUACUUAUGGUAUAUUCUUUGUAACACUAUCUUCUCCGUUGGUAAAUCCUUUUACUUAGGUAUUUCUAUUUUGACUCCAUGGAGAAAUAUUUUCACCAGAUUACCAAAGAGAAUCUACUCCAAGAUUUUGGCCACUACUGAUAUGGAAAUCAAAUACAAACCAAAAGUUUUGAUUUCUCAAGUUUGGAAUGCUAUUAUUAUCUCAAUGUACAGAGAACAUUUGCUGGCUAUUGAUCAUGUCCAAAGAUUAUUAUACCAUCAAGUUCCAUCUGAAAUCGAAGGUAAGAGAACUUUGAGAGCUCCAACAUUCUUUGUGUCUCAAGAUGAUAACAAUUUCGAAACUGAAUUCUUCCCAAGAAAUUCUGAAGCUGAACGUCGUAUUUCCUUCUUUGCUCAAUCUUUAUCCACUCCAAUUCCAGAACCAUUACCUGUUGACAAUAUGCCAACUUUCACUGUUUUGACUCCUCAUUAUGCUGAAAGAAUUUUACUAUCAUUAAGAGAAAUUAUCCGUGAAGAUGAUCAGUUUUCAAGAGUUACAUUGUUAGAAUACUUGAAGCAAUUACACCCUGUUGAAUGGGAUUGUUUCGUCAAGGAUACCAAGAUUUUAGCUGAAGAAACUGCUGCAUAUGAAGGUGGUGACGAAGAUGAUGAAAAAGAUGGUGCAUUGAAAUCACAAAUCGAUGAUUUACCAUUCUACUGUAUCGGUUUCAAGUCUGCUGCUCCCGAAUAUACCCUACGUACCCGUAUCUGGGCUUCUUUGAGGUUCCAAACAUUAUACCGUACUGUUUCUGGUUUCAUGAAUUAUGCUAGAGCUAUUAAAUUGUUAUAUCGUGUUGAAAACCCUGAAAUUGUUCAAAUGUUUGGUGGUAACGCUGAAGGUUUAGAAAGAGAAUUGGAAAAAAUGGCAAGAAGAAAAUUCAAAUUCUUAGUCUCUAUGCAAAGAUUAGCUAAGUUUAAACCACAUGAAUUAGAAAAUGCUGAGUUCUUACUGAGAGCUUACCCAGAUUUACAAAUUACUUACUUGGAUGAAGAACCUCCAUUAAACGAAGGUGAAGAACCAAGAAUUUAUUCUGCUUUAAUUGAUGGUCAUUGUGAAAUUCUAGAAAACGGUCGUAGACGCCCUAAGUUCAGAGUUCAAUUAUCUGGUAAUCCAAUUUUAGGUGAUGGUAAAUCUGAUAACCAAAAUCAUGCUUUGAUUUUCUACAGAGGUGAAUAUAUUCAAUUGAUUGAUGCUAAUCAAGAUAACUACUUAGAAGAAUGUUUGAAGAUUAGAUCUGUUUUAGCUGAAUUCGAAGAAUUAAAUGUUGAACAAGUUAACCCAUAUGCUCCAGAUUUGAAAUACGAAGAACAAGAUAACAAUCAUCCAGUUGCUAUCGUUGGUGCUAGAGAAUAUAUUUUCUCCGAAAAUUCUGGUGUUCUUGGUGAUGUUGCCGCUGGUAAGGAACAAACAUUUGGUACAUUAUUUGCCCGUACGUUAUCCCAAAUCGGUGGUAAAUUACAUUAUGGUCAUCCGGAUUUCAUUAAUGCUACAUAUAUGACAACAAGAGGUGGGGUAUCCAAGGCACAAAAGGGUUUACAUUUGAAUGAAGAUAUUUACGCAGGUAUGAACGCCAUGUUACGUGGUGGUCGUAUUAAGCACUGUGAAUAUUAUCAAUGUGGUAAAGGUAGAGAUUUAGGUUUUGGUACAAUUUUGAAUUUCACUACUAAGAUCGGUGCUGGUAUGGGUGAACAAAUGUUAUCCCGUGAAUAUUACUAUCUAGGUACUCAAUUACCAAUCGAUCGUUUCUUAACUUUCUACUACGCACAUCCUGGUUUCCAUUUGAAUAACUUGUUUAUUCAAUUAUCUUUGCAAAUGUUUAUGCUAACUUUGGUCAAUCUACAUGCUUUAGCUCAUGAAUCUAUCAUCUGUAUUUACAAUAGAAACUUACCAAUUACCGAUGUUUUGUAUCCAAUUGGUUGUUACAAUUUAGAACCGGCUGUGGAUUGGGUCAGACGUUAUACUUUAUCUAUUUUCAUUGUUUUCUUCAUCGCUUUCGUUCCUAUUGUUAUCCAAGAAUUGAUUGAACGUGGUAUUUGGAAAGCAACACAGAGAUUUUUCCGUCACAUUCUAUCGUUAUCUCCAAUGUUCGAAGUCUUUGCUGGUCAAAUAUACUCUUCUGCUUUAUUAAGUGAUUUAACUGUUGGUGGUGCUCGUUAUAUUUCAACAGGUCGUGGUUUCGCAACUGCUCGUAUUCCAUUCUCAAUUCUGUACUCAAGAUUCGCAGGUUCUGCAAUUUACAUGGGUUCAAGAUCUAUGUUAAUGUUGUUAUUUGGUACUGUUGCUCAUUGGAACGCAGCUCUACUAUGGUUUUGGGCCUCUUUGUCAUCGUUGAUGUUCUCACCAUUCAUCUUCAACCCUCAUCAAUUUUCCUGGGAAGAUUUCUUUUUAGAUUACAGAGAUUUUAUCAGAUGGCUAUCCAGAGGUAAUAAUAAAUAUCACAGAAAUUCAUGGAUUGGUUAUGUUAGAAUGUCUAGAGCAAGAACUACCGGUUUCAAGCGUAAGUUGAUCGGUGACGAAUCUGAAAAAGCUGCUGGUGAUUCCAGUAGAGCCCGUAGAUGGAACCUUAUUGUUGCUGAACUAAUCCCAUGUGCAAUCUAUGCAGCUGGUUGUUUCAUUGCCUUUACGUUUAUCAAUGCUCAAACAGGUGUUAAGACAACGGAUGAAGAUACUGUUAACUCGGUAUUACGUGUCAUUAUUUGUACUCUUGCUCCAAUUGCUGUUGACUUGGGUGUCUUAUUCUUUUGUAUGGGUAUGUCAUGUUGUUCCGGUCCAUUAUUCAACAUGUGUUGUAAAAAGACUGGUUCUGUUAUGGCAGGUAUAGCUCAUGGUGUAGCUGUCGUCGUUCAUAUCGUUUUCUUCAUCGUCAUGUGGGUUUUAGAAGGUUUCAAUUUCUCAAGAAUGUUACUUGGUGUCGUUACAUGUAUUCAAUGUCAAAGAUUUGUUUUCCAUUGUAUGUCUAUCUUCUUAUUGACUCGUGAAUUUAAGAAUGAUCAUGCAAACACUGCAUUCUGGACUGGUAAAUGGUAUGGUAAAGGUUUGGGUUAUAUGGCUUGGACCCAACCAAGUAGAGAACUUUGUGCAAAGGUUAUUGAAUUAUCUGAAUUUGCUGCUGAUUUCAUAUUAGGUCAUAUCAUUUUGAUCUGCCAGUUACCAUUCUUAUGUAUUCCUGGUAUUGAUAAGUUCCAUUCCAUGAUGUUAUUCUGGUUGAAACCAUCCCGUCAAAUCCGUCCACCAAUUUACUCUCUAAAACAAAGCCGUCUUCGUAAGCGUAUGGUUAAGAAGUACUGUAGUCUGUAUUUCCUCGUUCUAGUCAUUUUUGCUGCAUGUAUCAUUGGUCCAGCAGUUGCAUCUGCUCAUGUCUCCAAGGAUCUUGGUUCCAAGCUAACCGGUGUUGCUCACAAUUUAUUCCAACCAAGAAAUGUUUCAAACAAUGACACAGGUUACCAAAUGUCUACUUAUAGUGGUCAUUACUACACGGUUACUCCUUCAAUCAAGAGUUGGUCUACUAUAAAAUGA